This is a messenger RNA of Mizuhopecten yessoensis (Yesso scallop), 2831 nucleotides long. RefSeq names its product glycosaminoglycan xylosylkinase-like. Gene Ontology annotation, biological process: protein phosphorylation. Bases 268 to 1557 code for a protein of 429 amino acids. Gene Ontology annotation, molecular function: phosphotransferase activity, alcohol group as acceptor. The record is from RefSeq and is a predicted model, not a curated record. NCBI's taxonomy places the organism in Eukaryota, Metazoa, Mollusca, Bivalvia, Pectinida, Pectinidae. The transcript has 9 exons. Gene Ontology annotation, cellular component: Golgi apparatus.
ACAUAACAUUAAGAGUCAUGUCGUAAAAUUGUAUUUCGUUUCGACAGAUUGUAAAAUUGAUUCUGAAAAAUGGUGUCAUGGCCGCUAUGCAGACGACUUCAUGACAGAACGUGAAGCUUGAAUCUGGUUUUCUGACUAAAGCAUUGGUAAUGCUGCGUUUCUGUCAAUGGAUGUUUUUUUGAGCCAAGAGAAGUAACUCCGGUAUGACAGCUUUCAUUUCAUCAGAUACCAGUGUGGACAGAACUAGCAUUAAGUUUUUACAUUACCAUGAAGUUGAUAGUGCGGUUGGUCAUUCUUUGCAUCAUCAGUUUUAUCCUGUUUGUGUCCUAUAAAAUUCUGGAGCCAAACAUUGUUGACAGAAACGCAAGAUCAAAACUUGCUGAGGGAGACCAGAGUCAUUGGAACAAGGGAGACGACUCUGUCACCCUAAAAGAGAAACUGUCAGGAAACACAUUACGAGAUGCUGUGAUAGCUGAAAUCACAGCCAAAUAUUUACUGAACUAUUUCUAUCCAUUAAAACAGUCACCUUGGAAAGUUGCGGAAAGUAUUGCCACAGAUCGACAACUCCACCCCACCAACUGUAACGAACUGGGUUCAAUCCUCCAUGCAAUGACCAAAACAAGAAUACAGACAGCAGAUGUCAACAGGGGCGGGACCCAGCUCAAAAUGACCUUCACCAUGGACGAUGGCCAAAGACUUAUCUUCAAACCUAAAUGGUAUUCCAGGGAGAAGAUCCUCAGCAAUGGUCCAUACGAAGGCGCGGACAGACACAAUGGCGAGUUAGCAGCCUUCCACAUAGGACGAUUAUUGGAGUUAAACCGAACUCCUUUAGUGAUUGGCCGAAGGAUCAACCUUAGAACGGAAAUCUUGCCACAUGCCACUAGCAGACUCAAGAAAACUUUUUUCACCAAAGGGAACAACACCUGUUUUUAUGGAAUGUGUUACUACUGUAAGGAUGAGUCGACAGGUGUGUGUGGGGAUGGCGACGUGCUGGAGGGAGUCGUCAUACUUUGGCUACCGCCGACUUACCAACUGUCCAAUCACAACCAUCCCUGGAGGCGGACCUACAGAAGCUACAAGGCCAAGUGGGAGACAGAUAACCAGUACUGUGACACAGUGAGGAAUGUUGACCUGUACCGCAGUGGUCCCAGGCUGCUGGACCUGAUAGACAUAACAGUACUGGACUAUCUCACGGGGAACGCUGAUCGCCAUCACUACGAGACAAACGGCAUGCAGGCAGACAGCCCGGUCGUCAUACUGGACAAUGGCAAGAGUUUUGGUAACCCUUACAAAGACGAGGAGUCAAUAAUGGCCCCACUCUACCAAUGCUGCAGAAUAAGAUACAGGACAUGGCAGAGGUUACUGGUCCUACAGGACGGGGUCCUGUCAGAGGUGUUACAGGAAGUCCUAAACCAGGACCCCAUCAGUCCCGUACUGUCAGAAGAUCAUUAUGUGGCUCUGGACCGGCGCCUCCUAGGCAUCCUGGCCCAGAUACAGACGUGUAUAGACCGUGAAGGACUCGAUACAGUACUGGUCAAAGAUGACCAUAUCGGCUAAUACAAGUUACCAUAGUGAUACAGUACUGGUCAAAGAUGACCAUAUCAGCUGAUAUAGGUUAUAGUAGCUGUAGUGAUACAGUACUGGUCAAAGAUGACCAGAUCAGCUGAUACAUGUUACCAUAGAGAUACAGUACUGGUGAACAAUGACCAGAUCAGCUGAUACAUGUUAUCUAAGUUAUACAAUACUGGUCAAAGGUGACCAGGGCCUGCAUUUAUGAAACCAUUAUCAUGCUCAAGCCCAAUUUUUUUGUUCCAAAGAUAAAUCAAUAUAAAUACAAAAUCACACGUUGUCACUGAUUUAGAAUAUUUUUUAACAGACUUAAUUAAAGCUGAAAUACUGUAUUCAAUGUCUAGACUUGAUUUGUUCGACUAUGUCAAACAUUUUAAACAAAUUAUAAGAAAGUUCAUUUGGACACAAGAUCCAUGCUUGAACAAUAGAAUGGUUUCAUGAAUAUAAGCCCAGGCUAGCCAAUUCAACUUACAGUAAACAAGCAUCAGUUACAUUUUCACAAUACAUAGAUUGAUGUGAUGGAAAUUUUGCAAUUAAGGUAGCCUUAAUUAAUUCAAAACAAAAUUGAUGUGUUUUUGAUACAAUGGGUUUUUAUCUUGGGUUUGUGUAAUUCAUGGUAACGACCCUUCAUUUCCAAACAGAAUUUCAUCCAAAGUUAUCAAAAUACAUUAGAUGAGUUUGUAUGUCAGGGUCCUAAGGUUAAUGCCAAGUCAACCACAGGGCCAAGGGGCAUUUAUCUUACAGACAUUUUCUAAGUUUAUUUUAACAUUUUUCUUCUUGUUUAACCAUGAGUUGAACACCAAUUACCAUACAUAUAUUACAAUUAUCUGAAUUGCUAUGUACAAAGUGCCUUAUUUGAUAUGUAGAUACAAAUGUUCCACAUAGUGAAGCUUGUGAGGGCUACAUAAACGUAGCUGUAAAUUCCAUUAGAUCUCUGGAAGGCUCACACCAAUUUUAGAGCUGUACAAAAUAGGUUUUGAAAACUUGUACUAAGGAGUCAUUUCUAUAUUUUAAUGAAAAUUACCGUAUUUGUCCGGCGAUAAUCCCAUGCCUAGUAAUAAGCCCAUCCAUAUCUAUUACAGUUCAGUAUGAUAUGUUUCAUUGUCCUGUAAUAAGCCCACCCCCUACUUUGAUUUGGAGAUCAUGUGUUGGCCCCCUGGUCUCAUUGCCUGAAUACAGUAUUGAACAUUUUGAUUAGCCCCAACAUAAACCUGCUACCUUGGCAUCAGGAUUUUAUCUGUUGGGUCUACAUCUCAACCCAU